This is a messenger RNA of Drosophila subpulchrella, 2214 nucleotides long. RefSeq lists its product as uncharacterized. Gene Ontology annotation, cellular component: membrane. The record is from RefSeq and is a predicted model, not a curated record. Bases 424 to 2214 code for a protein of 596 amino acids. The transcript has 7 exons. NCBI's taxonomy places the organism in Eukaryota, Metazoa, Arthropoda, Insecta, Diptera, Drosophilidae.
CGCCGCAGAGCAACACGCACGCGCAUUCUCUCCGCACUCUCUUCUCACUUUCUUCUCCGUCCGAAUAACGGUACUGUGCGUGGAACGCCAAAUAAUAUAUCGCUUUCUCGUCGGGUUUGAGUAUUUUGAGGCUCAUCGAUCGCUUAAUGUAUUUUUUUGUUGUUGAGUGUUGAAGUGAAAUGGAAUUUGUUGCAUUUUAAUUGCACGUAGCACGCUGCCGUCGAAAACAAUAGCAAAAUUAUCGGUCAGAUUUGAUUUAACCCGAAACAACAAUUACAACAACAAGCCUGAAGAUCAGUCGGAGGAUAUAUCUGAUAAAUAGGCAAUAAUACAUAAAUACUAAAAAGGCCACGUACGCCGCCUUAAUUAGCCUUGUUAAUAAACCAGUGGCCAUAACCCAAUCAUCUUAGCGAAUCAGCAACAAUGAUCGAAACCAGUAAUCAACAGUCAGGUGGCGGGGAUUUCAAUGGUCGCCACUCGGCAUCGCCGGCCCGCACCAUAGACUCACAUGAUUCCACCACGGGGAGCAUGGAUACCAUUGUGGAUCGCAGCCUAAAUCGCGAGGAGCUGCACCAGGUGGUGACCAACAUCGAGCAAAGCACAAAUAGCAUGAGCACGACGGGGUCAGAAAGUCUGACCAACUCGCACAUUGGUAUGUUACAAAGGGACGUAGAGCAGCAACAGCAGGAGGAUCAGGAGCAAGCACGUCAGGAUGCCCAGAGUCACAUUUAUUCGAGUCCAGUCUACGACGAGAAGCCGCCGGCGCUGAAUCUUCUUUCCGCAGCCUUGGACUUGGAUACGGAAAAAGGCAAGGCCAGUUUUGACGAGGAUAAUAAGCCCAAGUUGAUUUCGCACAAGGAAUUCAAACAGCAGCUGGAGGAAGCGAUGGUCUUGCGGCAACCCAACCAGGUGAAUUCCACCAAAAGUGCAUCUAACACCUUGGACUCCAGGAUUAGUCGUAAACAGCGCUGUCCCCCGGAAUUAAUCAAGUACAAGGAGAGCAGCGGGGGCGGGGCCAGUGACUCUUCAUCGCUUUCUUCGAAGGAUCGGCGCAAACGAAAGGCGAGUAAUGAAUGUUGCUCGGCCUUUCCACUACAAAUAGUGCUGGGCACUUUGCAGUUGCUCCUGGCCAUUUCCCUGGUAGCCCUGGGAUCGCUCCUGAUCGUCCGAGAAGCAGCCCUCUCUUUGGCGGGAUGCGGCAUAUGGACGGGACUAAUAGCUGCCGUUACCGGUUCCCUUGGAGUAGUGAGCAUGCGCAAAACGCAGACGGCCUUUCUAGCUCUCAGUUUGGUCUGCAUCGCCAGCAGCACCUUGGCCCUGGCUGUGACCGGAGUGAAUUUGUCCAGGGAUCUCAACAGAAUGGCAGAGCACGAGGUCGAUCAGUUCAAUUUAAUCAAUGCCAGCAGCGAGGUCUCUGCCGCCUUCGGUCUGUUUUUCACCCUUUUUCUGCACUUUGUGGCCAGCAUCGUCUCUGUCUAUAGAUGUGCCCUCCAGAUUUGCACAAAAAGCACAGCGAAGCACAGCGAGCUGCGUGACGUCAUUGUCAAGUCGAAUUCUUUGGGAAUUGCUUUGGACCAACAAAAGGUGGAUCAGUAUAUUAAGGCGAUGUCUUUAAACGGCACUGAGAAGGUGAACAGCGAGAAACUGGCUGCCAUGUGGAUGUAUGCCACCAAAAUGGGAACUCUACCGCCGCCCUCAGUUCGCAAAUUGACGCCACCAUCGCGGCAGAUAAUGCUGAUUCCCUCGACUGCUGGCAGUGGGAUAGCACCACCGCCACCCACACGCCUGCCACCACCGCCGCCGGGCGCCGGGCUUUUGUUGCCGCUGCAAUACCGUGGGAUGACACUUCCUUACAUGCGACCCGGUCCCGGAUCCGUACUCUACGCCCAUCCGGCCAGCUUUAACGGCACAUAUCGGACUCACAAAAGCACCAAGUCGGCUGAGAUCAACGGGCAGCGAAGGCGCAGGCGGGCGGGAAAAUCGGAUGCAAAUCGCCGGCAGCGACGCAAAUCGGAGGCAGAUGUCCUCGACGGCGCUCCCAACUUCCAGUACACGGGUCUGGAUCGAGCCAUAGCCGACAGCUUCUUGGCCAGGCAAGAACAGUCGCAGACGGGAAGUCACAUUGACUAUUCGUCGUCAGCAUCUUCGGACUUAUACGGCGGUCAGAGGGCUUCCUCCAAAACAAAGAUCGUCUGUCGAGAUGUGGUAAUGUGA